GACUAAAGUGGGUGGGGCUGGUAGUUUAAUAAUUAAAAGAUGGCUGUCAGAUUGUUGAAUAUGAGUCGCUUCGCUAGACUCUCCAGGCCUCUGCUGCGUACCACUAGACAAUACAGUGGUGCUGCUGCUAGUGUGGAUGGAAGCUACACUGGCCCUGACAUGAAAACCACUGUUCCAGGCCCAAAAUCAAAGGAGCUGUUUGGAGAUCUGAUGAAAAUACAACAAGCUGGGGGUGUUCAGUACUUUGUGGAUUACAACAAGUCUCAAGGAAACUAUCUGGUGGAUGCUGACGGAAACGUUUUACUGGAUCUCUUUGGGCAGGUUGGAUCGAUUCCUCUUGGUUACAACCACCCAGCUAUCAAGGAGAGGAUCACCUCUCAAGGUAUCGACACCCUGGUCAACCGCCCGGCUCUUGGUUGCUUCCCUCCAACAGACUAUGCGCAGACACUGCAGGAUGCACUGCUAUCAGUUGCUCCCAAAGGAAUGUCUGAGGUGAUGACUCUGAUGUGUGGCUCCUGUGCCAAUGAGAAUGCUUUUAAAGCUUCAUUCAUCAGUUUCAUGGAUCGUCAAAGAGGUGGUCCUGUUAACCCUAGUGCUGAGGAGUAUGCCUCGGCUCUCUAUAAUAAGGGCCCAGGGUGCCCCAAGCUGAGUGUGCUGUCUUUCAAGGGAGCUUUUCAUGGCAGAUUGCUGGCCACUCUGUCCUGUACUCAUAGCAAGGUGAUCCACAAGUUGGACAUCCCCGCUCUGGACUGGCCCUGUGCCCCAUUCCCCCAACUCAAGUACCCCUUGGACCAGUUUGUGCGGGAGAACCAGCAGGAAGAGAAGAAGUGCUUGGAAGAGGUAGAGGAUAAUUUCUCGACUUCCCAGAAGAAUGGUGUUCCAAUAGCCACUGCCAUCAUCGAGCCCAUCCAGGCUGAAGGUGGUGAUAAGCAUGCAAGUCCAGAGUUCUUCGAAGGGCUGCAAACAAUCUGCAAGAAAUACGGAGCCAGUUUCAUGGUGGAUGAGGUACAGACUGGCUGUGGGGGCACUGGAUACAUGUGGGCACACGAGGCCUGGGAUCUGCCAGAGCCUGCUGACUUCGUCACUUUUGCCAAGAAAAUGCAGAUCGGAGGGUUCUACUACACCAGUGAGCGAAGAACUAACGAGGCCUUCCGCAUCUUCAACACAUAUGUUGGUGACCACAUGAGGACCGUGGUACUGGGUGCUAUAGUGAACGAGAUGACCAAGAGACAAUUGCUGGGUCAAGUCAAGGAAACUGGUGAAGUGCUGCUCACUGGACUGCAAAAGUUAGAGGGUAUGCAUCCGUCGCUGGUGCACAGUGCUAGGGGAGCAGGUACCUUUUGUGCCAUUGAUUGUCAUGAUUCUGCUACCAGGGACAAACUUGUAGGACAGCUCAAGAAUAAAGGAUUCCAGGUGGGAGGUUCAGGUGAACUGGCCAUCAGAUUCAGACCUGCUCUUGUCUUUGAGCCAAGGCAUGCAAACAUGUUCCUGGAGGCUUUUGACGAUGUCCUCAAAAGUCAAUAAUUGUUUUUCAAACAAAACUUUAAAAAAUUAUUUUGUUGAAGCCUUUAACUGUUUAUUAUAAGUACGUGUGGAGACGUUUUACUUGAGAGUUGUAGACAUGUAUGAUGCAGAGUUAUUUCACUAA
This is a messenger RNA of Halichondria panicea, 1648 nucleotides long. RefSeq names its product 4-aminobutyrate aminotransferase, mitochondrial-like. Gene Ontology annotation, cellular component: mitochondrion. Bases 40 to 1524 code for a protein of 494 amino acids. The record is from RefSeq and is a predicted model, not a curated record. The transcript has 15 exons. Gene Ontology annotation, molecular function: pyridoxal phosphate binding. Gene Ontology annotation, biological process: GABA catabolic process. NCBI's taxonomy places the organism in Eukaryota, Metazoa, Porifera, Demospongiae, Suberitida, Halichondriidae.